AGCUCUAGUAGCAUCCGGUGGGAAACUGUUUACUGUACUUUACCUUUUCACCAAUUCUACUGCCAGAUCUCACAAAGCGUCCGUUGCCAGCCAUUAAUUUCACGCAAGAAAGGAACAUCGGCACCAGGUUGGUAGAAGCAAGAAGGAGGCCGGGGAUUGGAAGCGGAUGCGUGCACGGUGAUCGAUGAGGGUGAGGGGGCUGGCGAUGAGCGGCGGCGGCAGGGAGAUGGCGGUCUCCGCCGCCUUCACGGCGCUCCUCGUCGUCUCCAUCCUCUUGCUCCCGUCGCUCCUCCUCACCAGCGGCAGGUACGGUCCGUCGACAUCCUCCGCCAAGGCGGACUGGCCGUUCCUGGACGGCGGCGGCGGCCAAGGCUAUCCGGUGUCGUUCGCGUACCUCAUCUCGGCGUCGACGGGGGGCGCGGAGGCGGCGGCGAGGGUGCUGGCGGCGCUGUACCACCCGGCCAACAGCUACCUGCUGCACCUGGACCGGGAGGCCCCCGCCGAGGAGCACCGACGGCUAUCGGAGCUGGUGUCUGGCCAGCCGGUGUACGGGCGCGUGGGGAACGUGUGGAUCGUGGGGAGGCCCAACCUGGUGACCUACCGCGGGCCGACCAUGCUGUCCACCACGCUCCACGCCAUGGCGGUGCUCCUCCGCCUCGGCCGCCGGUGGGACUGGUUCGUCAACCUCAGCGCAUCCGACUACCCGCUCGUCACCCAGGACGAUUUGAUGGAGGCCUUCUCGCGGCUGCCGAGGGAUCUCAACUUCAUACAGCACACCAGUCGCCUGGGCUGGAAGAUAAAGAAGCGGGUGCAGCCGGUGAUCCUGGACACAGCCCUAUACGAGGCCGACCGGUCGGUGCUCCUCCGCCCUUCGCGCAACAUCACCACCAACCGCCGGAGCCUGCCCACCUCCUUCAAGCUCUUCACCGGUUCGGCAUGGACGAUCCUGUCGCGCCGCUUCGCGGAGUACUGCGUGAUGGGGUGGGAUAACCUGCCGCGGAGGCUGCUGCUCUACCACGCCAACCUCGUCUCCUCGCCGGAGUUCUACUUCCAGACGGUGGCCUGCAACUCCCGCGAGUUCCGGAACUCCACGGUGAACAGCGACCUGCACUUCAUCCGCUGGGACACCCCGCCCAAGCAGCACCCGCUCAACCUCGGCCCCAAGGACUACCGCCGGAUGGUGCUCAGCAGCGCCGCCUUCGCCCGCAAGUUCAAGCACGGCGACCUCGUGCUCGACAGGAUCGACCGGGAGAUCCUCAAGCGCCGCCCGCCGCCCCGCGACAACGACGACGUUGAUGAAGCUCCUGCUGCCGCUGCUGCUCCUGGCCACAGCGGGCAGUUCUUCAGCUACGGCGGGUGGUGCUCGGAGGUGGGGUUGUGCUCAAACCCACGGGAGCCUGACAGGAAGGGGGUCAUCAAGGCCGGCGCUGGGUCCAGAAGGCUCACCGUCAUGCUGAACAAGAUGUUGUCUGAAAGAAACUUCAGGAAGCAGCAGUGUAGAUGAAUGAUCGAGGCUGCUACCAACUAUAUUGGUCUAACUCUGAUGAUCUGAUCGAACAUAUGUCAUGUUGUACAGAAAGAGAAAACAGAAAAGGAUUUAAGGCAAUUUUGGCUGAGAGGAGUUUAGAGAUACUACUGCA
Lolium rigidum is the source of this 1640-nucleotide messenger RNA. Its product is annotated as beta-glucuronosyltransferase GlcAT14A-like. The transcript has 4 exons. Gene Ontology annotation, molecular function: glucuronosyltransferase activity. Lineage: Eukaryota; Viridiplantae; Streptophyta; Magnoliopsida; Poales; Poaceae. Gene Ontology annotation, cellular component: membrane. Bases 185 to 1504 code for a protein of 439 amino acids. The record is from RefSeq and is a predicted model, not a curated record.